AUGGGAAAGAAGAAGAUUGCUAUAGAGAAGAUUGAAAACAAGCAGUCUCGCCUUGUGACUUUCUCAAGGAGAAGGAAUGGGCUCUUCAAGAAAGCCAAAGAUUUCUCAAAUCUCUCCGGCUCAUCCGUUGCAAUUCUUGUAAUCUCUCCAGGGGGCCGCCGUUACACUUAUGCCUCUCCUUCCUUUGACUCAGUGGUCGACCAAUUCCUCUCCGAAACCAUUGAUGGCUCUUCCACUGUGACUGACGGUUCUUCUUCAUUUGACUAUGUGGAUGACCAAUUUCUCCCCACCCACCAAAGCUGGAUCAACUUCCGUUGA
Prunus armeniaca (apricot) is the source of this 318-nucleotide messenger RNA. Lineage: Eukaryota; Viridiplantae; Streptophyta; Magnoliopsida; Rosales; Rosaceae. The record is from the annotation of a GenBank genome assembly.